AUGUCAUUGAAAGAUAAUUGGAGCACGUCAGAACAUCGUCGAAAGAUAGCCGAAGCAAGUUGGAAUGUCAUCGAGGGAUGGCCAAAGCAGAUCGGAACAUCAUCAGGAUGGUCGAAGCAGAUCGGAAUGUCACCGAAAGAUGGUGGGAGCAGGGUGACCAAAAGGCUGUCAAAUGAUAACCAAAGGAUGGCUAAGCAAGUCAGAACAUUGUCGGAGGGCAAUUGGAGGAUGGUUGGGGCAAGUCAAGAACAUCACCGGAAGGCGACUAAAAAGACAUCGGAGGAUGGCUGGGGCAAGUCAAAACGUCAUUGGAGGAAGACCGAAAAGUUGCUAGGAGGCAAUCAGAAUAUCAUCGGAGGUCACCAGAGGAUAGUGGGGAGACGAUCGGAACAUUGCUGA
Molecule: messenger RNA, 399 nt
Organism: Ilex paraguariensis (yerba mate)
Lineage: Eukaryota; Viridiplantae; Streptophyta; Magnoliopsida; Aquifoliales; Aquifoliaceae
Source: the annotation of a GenBank genome assembly